This is a messenger RNA of Micromonas commoda, 645 nucleotides long. RefSeq lists its product with no specific name. NCBI's taxonomy places the organism in Eukaryota, Viridiplantae, Chlorophyta, Mamiellophyceae, Mamiellales, Mamiellaceae. The record is from RefSeq and is a predicted model, not a curated record. The transcript has a single exon. Bases 1 to 645 code for a protein of 214 amino acids.
AUGCCCAAGAAGCGCAAGGCCGAGGCUAACGGCCUGGAUGAGAUGGACCGACAGUUGUACGGCACGUUCCGCACCGCCGCUAACAGCAUCAGCGCGCUGUACACGUCGUCGCUGUCGCUGCAGAAGCGCGCGUUCAACGCGGGAGCCAGGCACGCCACGGAGAGGCUCCUGGCGUGGGCGCUGAGCCACGGGGAGGGACAGCUGUCGGCCGCGGACCUGGCCGCGGCCCUGCAGGCGGAGCUGGUGGUGCUGGAGGGUGAGGAUGCGGCGCUUCAGGCGGCCGCGGACGGCGUCGGAGGUGGCGUGGACCAGCAGCACGGAGGCGGCGCGGACCACCCGGGCCACCAGCAUCAUCACGCGCACCACCAACCGAGGGGAGGGAGGAACGCGUCCACCUCGGCGCGAUGCCAACUGGCGACGAUAGACGUCAACGCGACGACGCACGUGUUGAACGACCAUCAGAGCGGUUUGGGUCAGAAGUUGGGGCAGGCGUUCACCACGACAGGCGGUCCGGUGACGCGUUCGGGCGGCGGCGGCGGCGGCGGGGGGGGGCACCAACACCAACACCAACAACAUCAUCACCACCCCCCCGGCGACCGGCACCACCACGCGAACCUCGGGCACGAGUCCAUGGACGACGAGUGA